AUGGUCAAUUUUUGUCCCCAGUGUGGACAGAAAGUUGAAGAAAUGUUUCACUUCUGUCCUGCCUGCGGAGGCCGGCUUCCGAUUCAAGAAGAAGAACCAAUGCAGAUCACCCCAUCUCCUUCUCUGAAUGAAUUAAAUCGGGACGUCCAGGCUGAGCUACCACAAUCGCCUGACAAGAAAAAGGUGCGGAUAUUUUUUCCCAACAAGGGAAUGUCUUCAAUCCCUUCUCCACCGGGCUCAACAACAUCCCUUUCUCCAAAGGCAAAAGGAAAGGCAGCUAUCCGGUCACCCAAAAAGGAAAAAUGUCCUUGCCUGAAACCUCUUCCGGAGCGUGAAAUCUUGACAGACCUGAACAAUAAAGAGUGGAUGAUUUGGAAGCUUCUGAGCCAAUCUGACCGUGGGCUGAUGUAUGAAGCAAGGUUAACGUCUGAACGCUCACCACAGCACAAAUACACCCUCAAACUGCAUACCAAAGAGGGCAAGCUGUUUAACGAACAGAACUUUCUGCAGCGAGCCGCCAAGAAAGUCACAGUGGAGAAAUGGAAGAAGCAAUAUGUAAUGCCGUUCCUGGGGAUACCUGAAUGUGUUGGUUUUGGCGUCCAUGGGAAUAGCUACAGGUUCCUGGUCUUUCCCGAAUUGGGUCGAUCUCUUCAGUCAAUCCUAGAUGACAACGAAAACAAGAUGGCGGAGAAAGCUGUUUUGCAGCUUGCAGUCAGGCUGCUUGACGUCCUGGAGUACCUUCACGAAAAUGAAUAUACUCACGGGGAUCUGGCUGCUGAAAACAUAUAUGUGAAUCCGGCUGAUCUUACUGUGGUUACUUUAGCAGAUUUCAGCUUUGCCUUUCGAUACAGCCCUGGGGGGAAACACGUCCCUCAGCGGGACUGCAGCCGGACACCUCAUGAAGGCAACUUGGAGUUCAUCAGUCUGGACAGCCACAGGGGAGCUGCUCCAUCCCGUCGAAGCGACCUUGAAUCCUUGGGUUACUGCCUAGUAAAGUGGCUGUGUGGUGCCCUUCCCUGGUCUGCAGAGCUGGCGGAUCCCUGCGCGGUCAUAGAGGAAAAAGAGAGGUGCAAAGCGGAUAUUAUCAAAAGUCCGAGACAGUCCUCUGGUUGGGGAGCCUUACCAGAAUCCAUAAAGAAAUACCUGCAACAAGUAGUGACUUUGGAAUAUGAAGAAAAACCAAACUAUGAAGAACUGCGAAUGUUAUUUACGAGGCCUCUUCAGCUGAUGAGGGCAUCGGCCUAUGACUCAGUGGACCUCAGAGUAGCACCCUAGCUUUCAGAAAGCUGAACGCGGAGAGAAAUGGAGAACAAGAACGAAUCAUAUCUGGCUUCACAAGUCUUGAAAAAUGCAUUUAAGAAUCGAACUCACUGGAAUGUUUUCUCAUUUGGAGCAGUUGGCAGCGUAAAUUGUGUGUGUUUGCUUUUUUUAUCUCUGAUUUUUAAUAGAGAGGGAAGUGAUUUUCUUGGAAAUGUUUGUUGGUUUUUUUUGCUGUGACCUAUUACAGCCUAAAUAGUUAUCCAGGAACAUAAUUUAAUUUAAUGCAUUCUAGCAAAGCUUUCUUUGACAAAUGAUUACUUGCACAUAAUUUAUAAGGGGCCUUUAGCAGCUGCCCAAAUAUUCAGAUCAAGACCUGAACCUUAAAAAAAAAAAAGGGGGGGGGGGUCGAAGGAUUGUAAAUAUUUUAAUUGUUUUUAAUCUUGCCUUUAGUGUCGUAAAAGUUCAUUUUAUUCUGUUGCAUAAAUAUUCUAUUAUUUUAUCCCUAGCUUAAAGAUGUUUUGUCAGACAGAGGGGUGAGAUAGUUUUUAAUCUUUGUGUGUGUUGAUUUUUGUAGUAAAAAGUUGUACGG
Messenger RNA from Protobothrops mucrosquamatus (brown spotted pit viper), 1849 nucleotides. It is a transcript of the gene VRK3, whose product is annotated as VRK serine/threonine kinase 3. Gene Ontology annotation, molecular function: ATP binding; protein serine/threonine kinase activity. NCBI's taxonomy places the organism in Eukaryota, Metazoa, Chordata, Lepidosauria, Squamata, Viperidae. Gene Ontology annotation, cellular component: nucleus; cytoplasm. Gene Ontology annotation, biological process: peptidyl-serine phosphorylation; signal transduction. The transcript is spliced from 13 exons. The record is from RefSeq and is a predicted model, not a curated record. Bases 1 to 1275 code for a protein of 424 amino acids.